Messenger RNA from Pelodiscus sinensis (Chinese soft-shelled turtle), 5243 nucleotides. It is a transcript of the gene CLVS1, whose product is annotated as clavesin 1. The record is from RefSeq and is a predicted model, not a curated record. Gene Ontology annotation, cellular component: endosome; trans-Golgi network; clathrin-coated vesicle. Gene Ontology annotation, molecular function: phosphatidylinositol bisphosphate binding. Gene Ontology annotation, biological process: lysosome organization. NCBI's taxonomy places the organism in Eukaryota, Metazoa, Chordata, Testudines, Trionychidae.
CACCGGGGGGUGCGCGCUCCUAUCACGUGUCCCAAUCCUGCUUCCAGUGUGACCCUCACCAUCCUGCGGGUGGCAUGCGUCGGGGGCCCGCUCUCUCGUCAGGUGGGCUCCUCGUCUGUCCUGCUGCAGGAGGAGGAGGGGGUGAUCCGGGAGGCCGUUAGGACCCGGGGGAACACCAGCCGCCGUGCGGGGCUCCGGCGCCCACGCCUCCCACCAAAAAUUCACAGCCCGGUGCUGCUGGGGCGCUCUCACCCCCGUUUUCUCCAGAGAGCGGAGCCCGGAGCCGGCAGCGAGGAAGCCUUCUCCCCCCGCCGUCUCAGGCAAAGGCACCUGCAGCGGACGGAGCCGGCCGAGGCACGGCGGCGCGGCACUGGAGUGAAUGAUGGAAUAAGCUAUCCUGGCUUUUGGAUGGAUUACACUACGUAUGAACUGAAUGUUAUACUUUCUUGCAAGGAUAUGAACAAGUCCUUUUCAAACAGCAGAACAGCAAAAACCUUUUGAAUGGAUCACACUUACAGCAUGCCAUUAGUUGAAUGGGCUCAGCAUUUCUCGUGCUAAAUACUCUGAAGUUAAGAAUCUGGAAAAGAGAUCUUUGCAGAGAUGACUCAUUUACAAACUGGACUUAGUCCAGAGAUUAUAGAGAAAGCCCGUCUGGAACUGAAUGAAAACCCAGACGUUUUGCAUCAGGAUAUCCAGCAGGUCAGGGACAUGAUCAUUACCCGGCCUGACAUUGGGUUUUUACGUACAGAUGAUGCCUUCAUCUUGAGAUUUCUCCGAGCCAGAAAGUUUCACCAAGCAGAUGCCUUCAGACUGCUGGCCCAGUACUUCCAGUACCGCCAGUUAAACCUGGAUAUGUUCAAGAACUUCAAGGCUGAUGAUCCUGGGAUCAAACGGGCUCUGAUUGAUGGGUUUCCUGGAGUGUUGGAAAAACGUGAUCACUAUGGCAGGAAGAUUCUUCUGCUUUUUGCAGCUAACUGGGAUCAGAGUAGGAACAGCUUCACAGAUAUUCUACGGGCUAUCCUGUUGUCCUUGGAAGUUCUCAUUGAAGAUCAAGAGCUUCAGAUAAAUGGCUUUGUUUUAAUUAUUGACUGGAGCAAUUUUUCCUUCAAGCAAGCCUCUAAGCUAACACCAUCCAUCCUCAAACUGGCCAUUGAAGGGUUACAGGACAGCUUCCCUGCUCGCUUUGGAGGAGUCCAUUUUGUCAACCAGCCCUGGUACAUCCAUGCCCUGUACACGCUAAUCAAACCAUUCCUCAAAGACAAGACAAGGAAAAGGAUCUUUCUCCAUGGUAACAAUCUAAACAGCCUUCACCAGCUAAUACACCCUGAAUGCCUGCCCUCUGAAUUUGGAGGUACGCUUCCGCCGUAUGACAUGGGAACUUGGGCUCGGACAUUACUUGGCCCUGACUACAGUGAUGAAAAUGACUACACUCACACGUCCUACAAUGCGAUGCAUGUGAAGCACUCAUCGUCCAACCUAGAGAGGGAGUGUUCACCGAAACACAUGAGAAGGUCUCAGUCUGUGGUGGAACCUGGCACGAUGAAACAUGAGGAACUGGGUGAGAGCGAGAACACCCAACUUCUACUGGCUCUAGACUGAGUUCUGCAUUACCAACUCUCACAAACGUAUUGCCAAACUUCAACAGCAUCAGAAACCUGCAAAGCACACAGCACGCUUUAAACAAACACACACACUCUUUUUGCUUGAAAACAGGACCUCCAUUUUUCCAGACCAAGUAACAAUUGUCACAAGCCCCCUGUCUGUUCAGCCAAAGCUACACAGAGAUUUCUUUUGGUGAAGGAUGCUAACUCAGAUAUCGUAAGGAGUCUAGUUGUAAAAAACAAAUUAUUCAUUUAUUUAUUUUCUUUUUAGUUUUGCAACAUUAAAAUGACUGAAAAGUGAAGGACAGACUCCUUUGUACACAUACAAAUGAUGCACAGAUGGAGGUUUUUCUGGGAUGCGCUGCAGUUUUCCUAAAAUGAUGUUUAGAUUAAGUGCAUUUUAAAGUACAGUAUUUUGAAGUUAUCGCGUGCAGUCUAAUUAUUAGGUUUAAUGUAGCUCAGAGACCCGAGAUAACAUCUCUAAUACCUUUGAAUCCCUAACAAGCUUUUUUUCUUUUUUACCCACAACAUCACCAGCAUAAUGUUAUUCAACAUUACAGUAUGUGAUAUCACCCCGGCUACUUGCAGGAUUCACUUAUUUCAGUACCUGCAAAGAUUAUUUUUUAUUUAUGAAGCUUUUAUAAAACUGUCAGAUAAAUGUAAUGAGCUAUGUGGGCAGCAGACACACACAAUUUGAAAUGUGAUUAUUUAAUUUCAUUAAUGUGUUUUUCCACAGGCAGCUCAACAUCCUGUUAGCCUUGUGUGUGUGUGGGUGGGGAAGAAUUCACUGGAAACAUUCACUGGUGAUGAAUGGCUCAAUCCAGAUUGUUUCAUUUAGGUCACUACUGCAAAUGAAAGCUCUGCAAAACCAUUUAACCCUCUUUCCUCCUGCAAUCAGCAAAAGGUGUAGCCAGAGGCAUAUAUUGAUUGCGGAUGGAGGCUGUGGCUAAAAUGGAAAGGGAACUCUUAGAAUGAAUUAUAUAAAAUAAUGCUUUGACUGGAAGGAAAUGUGGAAGAAAAGAAAUGUAGAACUGAAAUGCCAAAGAUCAGUUUGUUAUUUCUCUCUGUGCUCUACUUACAAAAUGAAUCCCAUCCUUACACUGAAAUGGAAAUAGAUUAAAAAAAUAAAAAAUCCACUGUUAAGAAAUUUCAUCUGCAGUGACUAUUUUCUCAAACAGUUAUACAGAUUUUUGCAUGCACUUUUUACCUUCCAUUCAUUGUAUUAUGUAGCUUUUAUUAGGACAAGCGUUCCGUGCCCAUGUGUCAAAUAAGGCAAUGUAAGUCAGAUACACAACAUGCAUUGACAGUAGACAGCAUAAUAUUCUUUUUAACCGUGCCUUAGGGAGGGCCACAUAACUCAUGAGUGGUACGUUGAUGUGAUGAUGUAGUUCAACUGACACAGUCAUCUCUAAUGAGUGAAAACAAAAUGUGCCACCUCUAACUGACAUAGAAUAUCACACUUACACCUGGCCAGAUGGGGGUGUCUGUCAGACACUAUUACACACAAGUAGGGAUUAAGAGCUAUUAAUAAAGCUACUAAUGGUACAGGCAGAAUAACUGCAGAAAGAGUACAAUUUCUGUAGGGUUUAUAUUUCUCAGAAGUAUGGGGUAGAUUAUAGGGCUUGAUCUGCAGGGUGGUAGGAGCUCUGCAAGGUGAUGCAGAUGUCAGCAAGUAUUGAGGGCCCUACACAUUUUGCAGGAGUGCCCAGAAUCACAGAGAACACAGCAUGUUGUAAGAUUGAAACCAUAUAGCUUAGGGAUGUUUCCCCUCAUGAGAAUCCAUGGUAGAAUGCACUAGGCAGAUUGGCAAGUAGUUUAACAAAGCACUGGCUUCCAUAGAAAUUGUAAUGUAAUGUCUCACAGCCCUAGUCUACACUAGGACCUUAUUUCAAAGAAACCCCUCCAAAGUCAAAUAUAUAAGAGAUGUAUCCUCAUUACCAAACCCAUUAUUUCAAAAUAACAGGCCAUGGAAUUUGAACUCUGUGCUCCUGCUUUUCAUCAGGAGUAAUACUAAUUCUGAAAUCGUAAUUUUGAAAUGACGGUAGUGUGGAUGCUCCAGUGCCACUAAUUGAAACUUAUUGGCCUCUGGGAGGCCUCCUGCAGCUCCUUAGAGUGCUUCUAAGUCUAGUGCUUGGGGCACUAAGUCCAAGGUAGUGAGAACAUGCUACUUCGAAUUUGUUAAAUCGGGAGUUCUUCAGUCGAAUUUAGUAAUUUCAAAAGAGUUUCCUAGGGUAGAGAUAGCCUCAAUCCCUUGUUUUAGUGUCUUCCUAGAUAAGACACUUACCUGUGCUGGCUUUGAAAUGAUGCUCUCAGAAGAAGAGUGUGCUAACAUUUUGUAAGUCAUGAGGUAGAGAGAAAGAAAACUGAGAAAAUCUUAUCUGCGGAAUUCUGCAAUACAUUUUAAUAGCCUGAGUUUAUUUCAGUAAGAGUCGUGCGGCUCAAACAUUUUGAGUGCCACUGAAUUCCUAGUGAGUGAGCAUCAGCCUCUAGAAAAGAUUAGAGACCAUUAAGAAGUUAUGACUAUUACGUACAGUGGUGACAUGAAUAAACUUCUCUAUUGCCCUGUAAUAUAUAUCUCAAUAUAUCAGUGCAUGAAUAAAAGAUGGUGGCUCUCAUUUAACUCUGUGCUUAGGUACAUAACUAUGAACAGGAAAAAGAAACAUGUUUUAUUGAUUUAUUGGUACAAUACAAUACAAAUAUUACAAGAACAAAUCAUAUCACACCAGCUCGAUAGCUUUCUUUGAUAGGAUAACAAGCUUUGUGGAUAAGUGGGAAGCAGUAGAUGUGGUAUAUCUAUCUAGACUUUAACACAGCAUUUGAUACAAUCUUGCAUGGCUCUCUCACUAACAAACUAGGGAAUACAACCUAGAUCAGAGCUGGGCAAGAUGUGGCCCGGGGGCCAGAACCAGCCUACCUAACACUUUGAUCCAGUGGACUGGAUCUGGCCAUUUUCUAUUUAUAUCCUACUGCCUGUGCCAGCAAAUUUCCAGGCAGUGGCUCAGCCAUCAGGAUCCUAUUUCAAUGGCUCACGGCUCCCAGUUGUGGCACUACCUUGGCAGGAGCCGUAGCAGUGAGCCUUUAAAAAGCUGAAGUAAUCCCAGGCAGCUGCCAAGCAAUGGGGUAGUGGCAAGGCUGGGAGCCACAAGCCCUUUGCUGUAUAUUUAAUUCAGAGCCUGCAGCCUCAAACUACUCUCAUGAGAGGCUAGUCCCAGCCCCACCCCUUCCACCCUAGGCCCUCUUCCAGGGGGUAGAGCUGGCCCAUGACCAUAUUGCAAACUUCAUUAAGUGGCCUCCCUGCAAAAAUUACUGCGCAACCCAACUUAGAUGGAGCUACUUUAAUGUGGAUGCUUAACUGGUUGGAUACCCAUUCCCAGAGGGUAGUUAUCAACGAUUCACAGUCAUGGUGGAAGGGUAUAACAAGUGGGGUUCUGAAGGGAUCAGUUCUGUUCAAUAUCUUCAUCAAUGAUUUAGAUAAUGGCAUAGAAAGUACACUUAUAAAAUUUCUGGAGGAGACCAAGCUGGCUGUAAGUGCUUAGAAGAUAGAAUUAUAAUUCAAAAUGAUCUGGACAAACUGGAGAAAUGUUCUGAGGUAAACAGGAUGAAGUUUAAUAAGGACAAAUGCAAAGUACUCCACUUAGGAAG